Molecule: messenger RNA, 309 nt
Organism: Bactrocera latifrons
Lineage: Eukaryota; Metazoa; Arthropoda; Insecta; Diptera; Tephritidae
Product: glycine-rich cell wall structural protein-like
Exons: 1
Coding region: 1-309 (102 amino acids)
Source: RefSeq, a predicted model, not a curated record
AUGCGUGCCUUCAGCGUUUUCUUAGUAGUAGUGAUUUUCGUGGCGAUACUGGUCGGCACUAACGGUAAUUCCGUCGGCGAUAAUGCUGUGCUCACUUUAGAGRCRGCCGAAGAACCGUUAACUUUGUUUGAUGUCGACGCYCAGCAAGGACAUGAGAACGAWGGCGAUCGCUUGGCGCGGGGSUACGGUGGCUACCGUGGUGGUUAUGRUGGUUAUCGUGGCGGURAUGGUGGAUAUCGUGGYGGAUAUGGUGGAUACCGCGGUGGAUUUGGUGRAUACGGCGGUCGUCGUGGUGGUUAUUAUGGUUAA